Messenger RNA from Magallana angulata, 1845 nucleotides. RefSeq lists its product as uncharacterized. Bases 177 to 1313 code for a protein of 378 amino acids. NCBI's taxonomy places the organism in Eukaryota, Metazoa, Mollusca, Bivalvia, Ostreida, Ostreidae. The transcript is spliced from 3 exons. The record is from RefSeq and is a predicted model, not a curated record.
ACAUUUGCAGGGGUGUAUAUAUAAUGUCGAAGUAUAAAGCCUUCGAGCUGUAUUCAUACGCAUACUCGGUCCUAUUGAUUUUCCACCAUUUUUACCUGUGAAUUGGCCUCUAUUUAUUUGUGGGAGUUGUUCGGAAUACCUGUUAUUUUGCCUAAAUAGAAUUGGAAUAGACCAUCAUGAGAAAACCUAGAACAGGUUUCAUUUUGAUUGGCAUCACAGCUGCUCUCUGUUUAACCAUGUUUGUCUACUUUGAUAAGAGAGAACGCAAUCUUGUAAACAUGAUAUUGCGACAGAACCACGCAGCAUCUGACACACACGACCCUAUAUUUGUCGAUAAAACGAGGAACUCGAACAUGAAAUACUCAAGGGACGAAAACAUGGAUGACGAGGAAAAGUGGAACAAUGAUCAGUCCGCUUCUGAGAAAUAUUCCAGAAAUGUUUUAGUGGAUAAGGGAAUAAAUUUGAAGCUGCAACUUCCUCUUAAAGGACAAACAUUUAACCCAGUUGUUCGAGGAUUUGUGGAGCAAUUGAAACGGAAAGGGGAAGUGGCAAAAGACGUCGAAAUCGAGAAUAUUGGUCAAUACGCCAAAUCCCAUUUACAAUUAAGAGAUACAGAUCUAAACGCAAAAGAACUGAAAAAUAUAAAAAAUUGUAAAGCAACCAGCAAGCAGGACUAUCAAAAGAACUAUGGUGCAUUCUUUGGAGGUGAUCAUGGAAGAUUACAGAACAUUCGUAGAACACACCAUACUUACUUGGACGAGACAAAAUUCAUGAUAGAGGUCGGAGGAAACUGGGGUUGGGAUGCAGGGAAUUUCUCAAAACUCUACAAUAUGAACUAUCUUAUCUUAGAACCAUUAACACCUUACACUGAUAUUCUUGAGAAGAAAUUUGCGGGAAACGAAAAAGUCAGUAUAUACAAUGUCGGUCUUGGUUCAGAUAACGAAGUAGUUAUGGUUAACCUUGAAGGGAACAACGCAUGCGCAACGACAAAGUUUUCAAAAAAGAACGGAACUGUUCCCAUCUACAUUGUAAAUGCCAUUGACUUCCUAACAGAUUUAGGCGUGGGAGUUUAUGAAUUGGAUUUGCUGACCAUGAACUGUGAAGGCUGUGAGUUUGAGGUUCUGGAGACUCUCGUCAAGUCGAACCUCAUAGAACGAAUCCGGAAUAUUCAGUGGGCCACUCACACACAAGUCAGCAUCCCAAACCCCUGGGAGCGAUACUGUCGCAUUCAUGAGCUACUGAAACGCACACAUCGACCCACAUAUCAGUACAAGUUUAACUGGGAAAGUUGGCGAAGGAAGGAUAUCAAGUGAAAAUUCACUUAGAGCAAGAAUUGUGAUUAAAAAACUUCACUUUCGUAAAUCACAAAGAAGUGUAUAGGAAAACCUCUCUAGAGUGAUAGUAUAGAAAUAUAUAGGAAAAUAAAUUCCUUAUAACUUUUUUAUGGUUAAAUAUUGUGAAAAGACCUUUUUACAUUUCGUUUUUUUUAAUUUGUUGUAUUUUGAUAACACAGGAAUUUUUCAAAGAUAGCAAAAUUCGAUUGUUUUCUUUAAGAAUAAACCAUAAUUGACAUGCUAUUCAGCUGUUUACAUGGUAUAUAACAGAGAAACAAUUCAAACUUAGCUAAAGCAUUGAGUUUAACUAAGAUUCUAUUAUUUUUUCUUGUUUAAAUGAAAUAAGAAAAAAUAACAUUUUAACAUUACUUGAAAAUAGUGGCAAAUAUUAGAUAAUCGAAUUUUAGCAAAAAUAUUUCCCAUCUUUACCUGUAAAUAUGUAUGUUUUUUUUUAUACAUGUGUAUCUACUUCUAUAUGUAAAAUAAAGUGACCACAGCUUUUCACAAUAAA